Messenger RNA from Ectocarpus sp. CCAP 1310/34, 2093 nucleotides. NCBI's taxonomy places the organism in Eukaryota, Phaeophyceae, Ectocarpales, Ectocarpaceae. The record is from the annotation of a GenBank genome assembly.
AGACCAGAACGGGCAGCGGAAUCUCGAUAUUCGGCGUAAUUAAUAGAGAUCGCAACCAGAAAAAUCGGGCCCCCGUGUUUAGUUGACUCUCUGCUUGCCGCACGAGCUCAUCUUCCUGGAUCACCCGAGCUCACGUGGUUGUUGCCCCCUAGCGUCUACUCGACGAUACCAACUCCCAUAACUCUUCUCCACCCUCCCACUAGCAUCAUGAAGUGCGCCACUGCAUUUGCCCUCAUGGUGGCUUCGGCCAACGCAUUCGUACCGAGCGCACCCCUUCCCACGGUCACGUCCCGCGCAUCGUCAUCGAGCCUUCAAAUGAUCGGUGGAUUUGGAAGGAAGAGCAAGCCGGCGCCGAAGGCCCCCCCCGCGCGGCCGGUGUCCACCAACGCCGUCGACGGCCUCGUGGGCGCUGACAUCGAGACCGGCGGCCCCUUCGACCCCCUCGGCUUCGGCAAGAACUGCCCCCCCCAGCAAAUGCAGUGGUACCGUGCGGCGGAACUCAAGCACGGACGCGUCUGCAUGCUCGCCGCGUUCGGGCAGAUCACCCAGCACUUCACACACUGGAACGACCCCUCCGGAAUCUUCGACAAGAGCGGGUCCGCAUGGGGAGCAAUGCAGCAGGUGUACGAACAGCGCCCGUUCGCCUUCCUCCAGAUCAUCCUGGCCAUCUUUGCCGUUGAGGUGUACGGCAACAAGAGGCAGGAGGAGAACGAAGCGGGCGGUGACCUGGGCUUCGACCCCCUCGGGCUUAAGCCCUCGAACCCCGAGGCGUGGGAGCGGGUGCAGCUGAGGGAGCUUAAGAACGGCCGCCUGGCCAUGUUCGCCAUCCUUGGCAUGAUCGUGCAGGAGCACAUCACGGGCGUGGGUGUCUUGGAGAAGGUCGACUCCCUCGCCGGCUUGGCUUAAGUGUUUUGCUCUCGACGACGAGAUGUGAUGCAGUUUUUUUAUUCGUUCCCUCCGUCUCUUUAGGUUGCGGCGGCGUUGAAGGGAUUUAACACAUGCAACAGCAGAUAGCCAGCCGUGUUGGAUCCCUCCCAGCGUUCGAACUUGUUGUCGAGUUUGCGAGGGGAACGAUGCAGGGGUACAGGCAUGGGCAUGGGUGGUAGUUUCCUUGCUGUUUGCUGUCAGCGGGCACAGGCGGGCAAACGUUUCGAAAGCGUAUUGGUGCAGAGACACGUACGUACGUUCGUUCGUGGGUGUUUUUUAGAUUCGCUUUUUUAUGGGACAACCUCCUGGUCUUGCGUUCCCCCUUUUUUUUGUGGUUCUUCUGCCGUAGUUGGUGGCUUUUGAUUUUGCGUCAAGAGAAAAAAGUGAUUUAGAGGAAGCUCGACCUUCACGCAAAAAAAGGAAUGUUGGGGAUCUCUCACUGAUCGACAAAUGUAACACGAAGGUUUUAGCACUGCGUUUAAGGGUGGCGUGUUUGACGUGUCAAUGCGUCACCCCCCCCCCUCCCCUCCCCCACACCUUUACAUAUCUUUUCCCCUGGGGAUGAGCGUGUGUCGGAUGUGGUGUAAACGCUGCGUGUUGCAUUCCUCAUUUGACUUGACUCUUGACUCGAUCGAAUUGGAGCACCGGCACGUGUGUUGAGGGGAGAUGUGGCAUAAACGCCUACCAGUCCAUGUGACUUCUCUCGUUAUCUGCCGGUCGGUAUUUUGCAGAUGCCCUGGCGUGUUGCAAGUUCGGGUUUAUGGAAGAGGUGUUUGGCCCCGAGUGAGUCAGUGUCUUGGUAGCGUUGCGCUCGGGAUUUUCGCCCUCCAACAGUGUUGCUACCUGUUGGUGCCACGUUCGAUGUUACUAUCGUAAAGAACGUCUGCUGUGCGUUUUUUCAGUGUCUCGAACACUUUGGAUGUAUGGUAACCACGAAACUUUUAAAAUAUAUAUCCAACGGCGUCUCUCGUUGGAACAUGAGACCGAAGACAUCCACUUGGGCUGUGACCGGUGGUUUAAUGUUCCACGCAAGGAUAAGUUUCCGCUGAUGCGAAUGACAAACGUGCUGACAUAAAAUAGGUAUCUGUGAAACGAAUCCAGAGACCGCUUCGCGCGCGUUCGGUUCUGCCAGUCCAAAUGAAAAGCUUCAAGCAGCAGCAGCAACC